Messenger RNA from Ipomoea triloba (trilobed morning glory), 791 nucleotides. Its product is annotated as protein MHF1 homolog. Gene Ontology annotation, molecular function: protein heterodimerization activity; chromatin binding. Gene Ontology annotation, cellular component: Fanconi anaemia nuclear complex; FANCM-MHF complex. The coding region runs from base 41 to 460 and encodes 139 amino acids. The transcript is spliced from 4 exons. Lineage: Eukaryota; Viridiplantae; Streptophyta; Magnoliopsida; Solanales; Convolvulaceae. Gene Ontology annotation, biological process: replication fork processing; resolution of meiotic recombination intermediates. The record is from RefSeq and is a predicted model, not a curated record.
GUGAUUUGAUGAACUGAAUUGUCACAAUUGACCGACGAAAAUGGAAGACGUAGCUAUGGCAAGCGAAGUAGAGAGAGAGGACGACGAAACCUCCGCCGCCAAAGAGCUCUUGCGCGACCGAUUUCGCCUCUGCACCAUCUCCAUCGCUGAAGCCGAAGCGAAGCAAAAUGAUAUGGAAAUUUCUCAGCCAAUUAUGGCUUGUAUCUCCGAUUUAGCCUUCAAAUACGCCGAGCAGCUGGCAAAGGAUCUAGAGUUAUUUUCACAGCAUGCUGGCCGCAAGUCUGUGAAUAUGGAUGAUGUCAUACUUUCAACACAUCGGAAUGAGCAUCUUGCUGCUUCAUUGAGAUCCUUCCGCGAUACUCUGAAAGCAAAAGAACCCCAAUCUGAUAGGAAGAGGAAGAAAAGACCAACAAAGGAAGACAGAGCUGCUGCAGAUGAACUCUUGGUACUGGAUCCAUAAUGCAGCAGCAUCUGAUCUCUGCUUGACUAGGUAACUAAAUGUAGCUGCACCCAUGCUCUGAUGCCCCAUAAAGCCAUUUCAUUUAUUGCAAUAUUCAACAAUGGACGCGUAGAAAUGUAAUUCCCUAACAAGUGUAUUAUUGCUUCUUGCCCAAGGUUGGCAAUCAGUUGAUAGGUGGAAAUUUUGUCCAAACAAGAAUCCUAGUAAAUAGCACAGGUAAGUGAGUAAGUCCCCUCCACGGGGUUGCAUAGAAUUUCUUGUACACAAUACUAAUGUAUUUCUACCUGUUUUGGUCAUUUACUAGUUAACCUAAGGUAGUUGAAACUGUGCA